Messenger RNA from Arvicola amphibius (Eurasian water vole), 693 nucleotides. RefSeq names its product homeobox A7 (gene Hoxa7). The record is from RefSeq and is a predicted model, not a curated record. The transcript is spliced from 2 exons. Gene Ontology annotation, cellular component: nucleus. Gene Ontology annotation, molecular function: DNA-binding transcription factor activity, RNA polymerase II-specific; RNA polymerase II cis-regulatory region sequence-specific DNA binding. Lineage: Eukaryota; Metazoa; Chordata; Mammalia; Rodentia; Cricetidae. Bases 1 to 693 code for a protein of 230 amino acids. Gene Ontology annotation, biological process: regulation of transcription by RNA polymerase II; anterior/posterior pattern specification.
AUGAGUUCUUCGUAUUAUGUGAACGCGCUUUUUAGCAAAUAUACGGCGGGGGCUUCUCUCUUCCAAAAUGCCGAGCCGACUUCUUGCUCCUUUGCACCCAAUUCGCAGAGAAGCGGCUACGGGCCGGGCGCCGGCGCCUUCGCCUCCACCGUGCCGGGCUUAUACAAUGUCAACAGCCCCCUCUAUCAGAGCCCCUUCGCGUCGGGCUACGGCCUGGGCGCCGACGCCUACAACCUGCCCUGCGCCUCCUACGACCAAAACAUCCCCGGGCUCUGCAGUGACCUCGCCAAAGGCGCCUGCGACAAGGCGGACGAGGGCGUGCUGCACGGCCCGGCCGAGGCCAGUUUCCGCAUCUACCCCUGGAUGCGCAGUUCAGGGCCUGAUAGAAAGCGGGGACGCCAGACCUACACGCGCUACCAGACACUGGAGCUGGAGAAGGAAUUCCACUUUAACCGCUACCUGACACGGCGCCGCCGCAUCGAGAUCGCCCACGCGCUCUGCCUCACCGAGCGCCAGAUCAAGAUCUGGUUCCAGAAUCGGCGCAUGAAAUGGAAGAAAGAGCAUAAAGAUGAGAGCCAGGCUCCCACUGCGGCCCCCGAAGACGCGGUGCCCUCCGUCUCCAAGGCAGCUGCUGACAAAGUGGAUGAGGAGGAAGAGGAAGAAGAGGAGGAGGAAGAAGAGGAAGAGGAAUAA